AGGUAUUGGUAUUCGCAUGUUUUAUUCUUGUAGUCGUACAGAAACAGGACGAGGAGGAAGAGGUGAAAUACUCUUUUUGUCCAACACGACAUCCUCUUCCUCUACCAUCAAAUACGCUACUCGCUCUCGCACUCAGAUGAAAGUACAAAGACGUCAAGCAGCACGACCUCUAGCACAACGCGCCACGACUACCACGGGCGGAGGUCCCAUUCAUCUGGUCAAGGAUAUGAAGGAGUACCCCUACCCGAUGAAGCUCGAAUGAAGAAAAAGCUCAACCCGGCCAUCAUGUUCAAGAUUAUAAAGCUGCAGGAGACGUUCUGAUGAAGAAAAUCAUCUUCGACGAAUGAUCAGCCUGAGCGCAGCAUGAAACUCCUUCUUCUAAAUGACCAGCGACCACGAGCACGAAUCGAAUGAAGACGGUCGACAUCUAGUAGUUGUAUCACCUCGUCACUUCAACGUCGACGUCGUCUGCUCAUGAAGCUACAAACAGUUACAUGGCAUCCAUCCAAUGAAGCUUCCGAGUCAUCUGCCAGCCUCGUCUCCAGGUCCUGUCAUGGGGCUUCCUUCUAAAUGAAAAUAAUCCAAUUUGAUGAACUAACUUGGAAUGACCUUCCAGUACGAUGCCUUUGUUCCAAGGUGUUGAAUGACGUCAGGAUCACCCUAACUUCAACCUGAAC
Amoebophrya sp. A25 is the source of this 677-nucleotide messenger RNA. The record is from the annotation of a GenBank genome assembly. Lineage: Eukaryota; Dinophyceae; Syndiniales; Amoebophryaceae.